Molecule: messenger RNA, 2672 nt
Organism: Cannabis sativa
Lineage: Eukaryota; Viridiplantae; Streptophyta; Magnoliopsida; Rosales; Cannabaceae
Product: AT-hook motif nuclear-localized protein 23-like
Exons: 1
Coding region: 1501-2379 (292 amino acids)
Cellular component (GO): nucleus
Molecular function (GO): DNA-binding transcription factor activity; minor groove of adenine-thymine-rich DNA binding
Source: RefSeq, a predicted model, not a curated record
AAAAUCAAAAUGAAACCCUCUGCCUUCUCCCUCUCGCCCAUGUCUUCUCCCUCUCGCCCCUGCCUUCUCUGCCUUAACCAAAAAAAAAGAAAAAAAAAACCAGAGAGAGAAGAAGAAGAAGAAGAAAAUCGCUAUUACGUCUUUCUCUCUUUCUUCUCUGGUGAAGUUUUUUUUUUCUUUCUUUCUUCAAACCCUUUUCCUUCUUUGCUAAUUGCUUGGCUCAGAAGGGAAAGAGGGGAGAGAAAGACACCGAACCCAACGAAAAAGGAAACCCCUUUCCUAAGACUAACAACAUACCGAUCUGCUUAUUGUUAUUAUUGAUUCAUUCAUUGAUUGUUAUAUAAACAAUUUAACACGGUUAUUGAGUGAAAAAAGUUUCCGACUUUUGUCUAUUUUUGCCUACGUUUGGGGAGAAAUUUUUAUUGGGUUUCUAUUCUCUUCUGUUGUGUUUAAGAUGUUGGUGGCCAAUAGCUUUGAUCUAUGGCAGAAAGAUGCUUUCUUCUUUGCUGCAGAGGAGGUUCAAGAAUCUGCUGAUAUGUAAGUUUUUUUUUUUUUGUGGGGGGGGGGGGGAUUGUGGUUCUAGGGUUUUUUUGGUUAUGUGGGUAUGAAUUGAUUUUAGUUUUUAACUAGUUUUAAGGUUUGCAUGGAGUAAGCUUAUAAGUUUUCUAUGAUGGGUUUUGGUUUAUGGGAUUUGAAGAAGGACCUGGCUUGUGUGGAUUCUUGAGUUGGUUUUUCUGUAAAAUUUAUUUGGUUGUGUGUAAUGAAAAAAAAAAAAAUUAUUUGGUUGUGUGUGGAAGGGAGUUGUUAGAUUCAAAAGUGUGUCUGUGUAGUGAGGGAGUUUGUUUGUUAUUUUUGCUGCUAUUGAGGGAGAAGACAUGGGCGAGAGGGAGAAGGCAGAGGGUUUCAUUUUGAUUUUGAUGAGAGAGAGAGAGCACUGAAGAUGAAGAAGGAAGGAAGAAGACGAGAGAGAGAGAGAGAGAGAGAGAGAGAGAGAGAGAGAGAGAGAGAGAGAGAGAGAGAGAGAGAGAGUAAAAGGAAAAAAAAAUAUUUUUUUAUUUUUUAAAAUUAAUUUUUAAAAUAUUAAAUAAUUAUUUAAAAUAAAAAAUAAAAAUAAAUCUAUCUAGACCAAUCACAAUGUGAUAUGUGGACACUAACUUGGCACAUAACGGAGAGGUACCUACGGAAAUUCUAGAGUAGUGACGGAAGGUAUUUUUACCGCCAAAAAUAGGACUUAGGUAUUUAUCUGCUACUCGACAUAAAACUUAAGUAUUUAUGCCGCAAAUUACUCAAUGUGAAAAAAUUAAGUUUGAGUUUUCUAAGCCUUUGGAUCACAAUCCAAGAAUAUUUGUGUUGAUUGACAUAUGUUAGGAAACCUUCUAUGGGUCCCAUCCCACUAAGGCCGGGCCCAUAAGGAUUGGCCUUUGUUAUAUACUCUACUUCCUCACUCACACAAUUCACUAUUCACUAUUCACUCAGCCUCCCAACCCAAACCUCAAACACAUGGCUAAUCCGACAAUGACACUUGCCCAACCCGGAGACCUCUCUCAUUCUCGCACCUCCGACGACGACGAAUCAUCCGGCCACAGUCCCGGGAGCAUUCGAACGCUCUCUGGCGGCGCAGGAGGAGGAGGCUCAGCCACCUCGUCUAAGCCCCGGAGGUUCUCAGGGGCUGGCGAUUUCUCUUCACCGGUCGAGCAAUCCAAGAAGCCCAGAGGAAGACCACCCGGUUCUAAGAAUAAGCCUAAGGCCCCAAUCGUUAUAACCAAAGACAGCGAUUUCGCUAUGAAGCCCGUUGUUCUCGAGAUUAAAGCCGGUUGCGAUGUCGUGGACACGAUUGUCCAGUUCGCCCGAAAGCGCCGAAUGGGCAUCACGGUUCUCAGCGGAUCUGGCUCUAUUUCAAGCGUCACCCUCCGCCACUCCCUUUCUCACUCUCCGGCGGUAUUUUCACUCCAAGGACCUUUUAGUCUGCUCUCGCUGUCAGGCACAUUCUUGAGUACUUUUUCUUCUCCCAUGGCAAUGGGAACUUCUGGCUCGAAGCCCAUGUUGUCGUCACAGCCUCCGCCGUAUUCUUCCUCUUCUUUCGGAAUUUGCCUUGCUGGAGGUCAAGGCCAAGUAUUCGGAGGCAUCAUCGGUGGGAAGGUAGUGGCAGCGAGUCUUGUAGUUGUUGUGGCGGCUACGUUCGUUAAACCUACCCUUUACAAGAUUCCGUCGGAAGAAGACGAAGAAGGAGAUGAGGAUGUGAAGAGUUCCAUCGUCGGUACUGGAGUUGUUGCCGUUAAUGAGGGGUCUGUCUAUGGUGUGGCUAGCCCAACUCCAAUCAACUGCCAACUUUCACCAGAUGUCAUGCCUUGGGGACCUAAUUCUCGCUCUCCAUAUUAAAGAAGAAACACUAAUAAAUGAUAUUAUUAUUAUUAUUAUUAUUAUUAGUCCUUCUGAUUAUGCUUACUAAAUUUCUUGUCGUUUUAGGUAUGAUUAAUUUAGCGUUACAAAGCACAGAUUCCUCAUAGUUGGGCUUUUCUCAUGAAUUAGGGUUGUACUGCCUCAAUGACAAUUUCAAUCAAACAGUCGACUACCGUUUAUUUAGUGUAACUUCAAACGUCGGCUAGGCUUCUUUAAAUAUAUAGUUCGAGUUAUGACAUUAUAUUCUUUAUAUUAUUAUGUUCUUAUAAAUA